Molecule: messenger RNA, 864 nt
Organism: Saccoglossus kowalevskii
Lineage: Eukaryota; Metazoa; Hemichordata; Enteropneusta; Harrimaniidae
Product: retinol dehydrogenase 11-like
Source: RefSeq, a predicted model, not a curated record
AUGGCGGAAAUGGGGUAUGAUGUCAUUCUGGCGUGUCGUAGCAAAACACGAGGGGAGGACGCGAUUCGAAGAUUGAACACGAUGAUCCCAGACGCCAGGUGCCAGUUUAUAAAGUGUGAUCUUGCUUCUUUGGAGUCCAUUCAAAAUUUUGUCGAUGAGUUUCACGCAACGGGGAAACCUCUACACGUACUUUGCAAUAACGCUGGGUUGACAACACAGAUGAUCGGCCGUCUUGAAACGGACGACGGCUUCGAAAUGACGAUGGGCGUCAACCAUCUUGGUCAUUUUCUAUUAACACAUUUAUUAUUGGACGAUUUAAAAAGAACAGCUAAGGACUGUGGAGAAGCCAGGGUUAUUGUUACUACUUCCAAACUUCACGAUCCCGAGAGCAUGGGCGGAAGAAAAGGUCCCAAAGCCCAUAUGGAUUUUCAAAACUUACAACUAGACAAACAGGGUACGUUCAGCGGUGUACUAGCAUACAAGAACGCUAAAUUAGCAAACGUCCUAUUUACAUACGAACUAGCGAGACGACUGCAUGGAACUGGCGUAACGUGUAACUGUUUCCAUCCAGGGUUUAUUGCAACGACUGAAUUGUUCAGACAUUUCGGGUGGCCAUUCAAAGCUAUGAUGUAUUUACUCUCUCCGUUAUUGAGAUGGUUCGGGGCGAUUCGUUCGCUACAGCAUGGCGGAGAAAUGGUGUCAUUCCUCGCGACAGAUCCAAGUCUCAAAGGAGUCAGUGGUAAAUACUUUGAAAACUUUAGAGAAGAAUCAAGUUCGACUGAGUCGUAUGAUGAAAAUGUGGCAACGAAAUUAUGGAAGAUCAGUGAAGAAUUGGUUAAACUGGAAGACAAGCGGAAAAUAUGA